GUAUUGUAUCCAUCACACAGUGUCUUUAUCCUGUCAGCAUGUAAUGUUAUCUCUUUGCUCGGAAUGUAGCCGCGAAGGUUAAUUAACCAUAUUAGGACUUCCUAUUCUUACAUGUGUUAUGGCUUUCUCGAUCAUCUGUCUCUCCCAUGAAUUCUCUCAGAAACCUCCGUAUACCUAAUAUUAUAGGCUAGAGAUUAUACCAAAUAUUUGAGUGACGGAAGGAGGGGUGCAACCCCCCCCCCCCUAUAUUAUGUGCUUACGGACUACUGAAUAAACUAGAGUGAAUUUGACCAGACAAACUGUUGUUAUGUGUUAUUUCUGGUAGAUUCAUUCUCCUGGAUCCAGAUAAAGACUUAAAUCAAGCUACCACCGAAGUUCGGUACCAGGGGUACUUAGAUAAGAUCAGAUCUCCUUACAAUCUGGGGGCUCGUCCGGGAUCGAGAAAGUCAUCCCCGGAUCCGUAUGAGGGAUAUCUGUUUUAUCCUCUGUCUGAUCCGAGGGCACUGACAGCGUCUCGAUCCAAGAACCAACUCACCCAUUCCGGGUAGGAGACCAGGUGAUUGUCAAGGCCCUCCAGAAGGGAAAGAAGCCGGGGAGCUUCAUCUACGGACAACCCACCGAGGUAGUCUCCAUCACCAAAACAGCGGUCCUCACUGAGCAGUCACCCACCUGGAUCCACGCCACAAGGAUCAUGCUGUUGAAGAAAAGAGAGGUACUAAUGGAGGCAGACAGCCUUGACCUCGAAAAAGGCGGAAAAGGGGUACAAACGGGGGCAGACAGCCCUGACCCCCAACUAGGCGAAGAAGGGGUACAAACGGGGGCAGACAGCCCUGACCCCCAACUAAGCGAAAGUCUCCAUGAGUUCUGGCAGUUAAUUUCUAAUAAUGACACUGAUUGCGGAACCUGGAAAAUGAAAUACCCUUUGCUAACAGAGACCCCACACUCAGGGGCAGGUAUACACAUAUACCCAGGGAAUUACACAUGCUAUAGGGGAGAAAAGGAAGAUAUCAAUAGAAAGAACUUUACAAAGAGAUAUUGUGCUAGUUAUAGCUCUGUAGAAGUGUCACUCACUCAGAACCAAGUUUUUUCAAUAGGUGACAUUUACUGGAUCUGUGGCGAUGGUAAAAUAAGGUUCAAGCUAGAGGGCAAGUGGAAAGGAGAGUGGGAUCUAGCUAAAGCCAUUAUGAACAUUCACAUAUUCACAGAAGGGGGAGAACACGUAAUCUCUGCCACAAAAAGGAUAAAGAGGUCAACACCUGCAGGUAGCGUCCAUCCACAUGUAUACAUAGACACAAUAGGGGUCCCAAGAGGGGUCCCUGAUGAGUUCAAAGCCAGGAAUCAAGUCGCUGCGGGCUUUGAAUCUAUCCUUUCUAUAAUCACUGUGAACAAAAAUGUAGACUGGAUUAAUUACAUUUACUAUAAUCAACAAAGGUUUGUAAACUACACAAGGGAUGCGUUACGAGGUGUUGCAGAGCAGCUCCAAGCUGAUUCCAUUAUGACAUUUCAGAACAGAAUGGUCUUAGAUAUGAUUCUGGCAGAAAAAGGUGGGGUGUGCAAAGUGCUUGUGGAUCCUACAUCAUGCUGCACCUUCAUACCCAACAACACUGGUCCCAAUGGGAAAGUAACUAUUGCAAUAUAAAAGUUAGAGGACCUGUCUGCCGAACUAAAAAAGAACUCAGGUAUUACAGAUCCCUGGGAUCAAUAUUUUGGAUGGUUUACUAACUGGAAACAUGAUUAACACAAUUAGGUAUUAUCAUUCUUGUAAUCAUUAUAGUUAUUGCUGCAUUUUCUCUAUGUGUGAUACCAUGUAUUAGGAGGUUGCUAGAAAAGGGAGUCGCCAAUGCCACGGCCACAUUUUACCAGGCCACGCCCUCAUUGGCUAAUGAAGACACUACACCCAGUGGAUACAUGCAAUACCUAAAACUCUACAGAAAAAGGAAGGUAAAGAAAGGAGAACCGUAUAGUAUAAAAUAAUAUAAGGUUCUAAGAGGGGAUUGAAGGGGUUACUGUAUUGUAUCCAUCACACAGUGUCUUUAUCCUGUCAGCAUGUAAUGUUAUCUCUUUGCUAGGAAUGUAGCCGCGAAGGUUAAUUAACCAUAUUAGGACUUCCUAUUCUUACAUGUGUUAUGGCUUUCUCGAUCAUCUGUCUCUCCCAUGAAUUCUCUCAGAAACCUCCGUAUACCUAAUAUUAUAGGCUAGAGAUUAUACCAAAUAUUUGAGUGACGGAAGGAGGGGUGCAACCCCCCCCCCCCUAUAUUAUGUGCUUACGGACUACUGAAUAAACUAGAGUGAAUUUGACCAGACAAACUGUUGUUACGUGUUAUUUCUGGUAGAUUCAUUCUCCUGGAUCCAGAUAAA
Molecule: messenger RNA, 2358 nt
Organism: Hyla sarda
Lineage: Eukaryota; Metazoa; Chordata; Amphibia; Anura; Hylidae
Exons: 2
Coding region: 692-1639 (315 amino acids)
Source: RefSeq, a predicted model, not a curated record